CUCUUCAAGUUAUUUGAGGAACUGAUUGCAAACAAAACUAGACUAAGUGAGGUACUGCAAACUGAGAAGCAGAUUUACAGCUGCUUAAUUAAAUGUCACACAGAUUGUGACAGUGUUAGUUUCAGCUCGAAAAUUCUCAAUGAGCUUCUGACUAUACAGGCACUGAGGAGUCAGCUUGAAGAAACCUUGAUGAAAACAAUUGAACAACUAGUUGCCCUGCAGUCGGAAAACAUAUUUGUAUCUGGUUUUGGAGGUGGGGACACAGAGUUUUUGAACUUUCCUAUGAAGCAUGACAACUAA
Staurois parvus is the source of this 300-nucleotide messenger RNA. NCBI's taxonomy places the organism in Eukaryota, Metazoa, Chordata, Amphibia, Anura, Ranidae. The record is from the annotation of a GenBank genome assembly.